AUGUCGCCGGAAGCGUCCUGCGGGCAUAGCAAGCGUGACCUGCUGCGUCGCUUGCUCGUGGUGGCUUUGCCGAGCUAUCCCAUCACCCUGGUGACGAGGUGCGUGGGCUUGGUGUCUACGAGCAUGGUGGGGCGUCACGUCAAGGACCCGGCUGCCUUAGCGGCCGUGGGGUUGAGCAACGUGAUCACCAACAUCACCGGGUACUCGGCGCUCUGGGGCUUCUCCAGCGGGGUGAGCACUCUGAGCUCCCAAGACUGGGGCGCCGGGAACUUCCAGGCCCUGGGCCUCACGCUACAACGGGCGUAUCUGAUUCUGGUUCUCUGCGUGUGCUUGCCCCUGCUGGUGCUGUGGCUCUACUCCGAGAGGCUUCUCAUAGCGGUGGGCCAGCAUCCCGAGGUGGCGCACUAUGUGGGCAUCUACACCUCGGUGCGGUGCUGGUCGUUGAUGUUCAUGCCCAUGAAUUGCGUGGUCACGCGCACGCUGGGCGCCAUGAGCAAUGUGAAGAUCAAUUUGGCAAUGAGUUUGACGGCCUCUGUGCUGAAUGUGACCUUGAGCUCCACGUUGGUGCCAAGGCUUGGGUAUGUGGGUGCCCCUUUGACGGCCUGCAUUUGCGACAUCUGUGAAUGCGUGGGAGUUUUGUGCCUUGCAUUUUUUUGCAGCACGGACUUCCGGAAGUGCUGGGGGGGCUUCUCCAGAGAGGCCUUCACAGGGUGGAAGGCCUACUGCAAGGUGUCGCUGCCCGCCCUGGUGCUCAUGUGCAUCGAGUGGUGGACCUGGGACCUGCAGAGCUUCAUCGCGGGCUUCAUCUCCGAGAGCGCCCAGGCGGUGCAGAGCGUGGCCCCGGCGGUGGGGGACCUGCAGUAUGCCGUGGGCCAGGCCUUUGGCAACGGCGCCUCCACCGUCGUGGGCAACAUGCUGGGGGAGAACGACCCCAAAGCCGCCAAGAUGGCUGCGAUGCUGACGGUGGUGAUGAACGCCACGGUCAUGCUUCUACAGGCGUCAAUCUUUGCGGUGUUCCGGAGCGACGUUGCUGCGCUGUUCACGCAGAACCCACAGAUCCUGGCCGGCAUCAUGUCUUUGUUGCCCUUCUCGCUGAUAUUCAGCUUGAUCGAUGGGAACCAAAGCGCCAUCGCCGGAGUUUUGGUGGGGGCAGGCAAGCAGGACGUGGGUGCCGGCAUCGUUUUUUUCUGCUAUUGGGUGGUGGGUGUGCCGUUGGGCAUCCUGCUGGCCUUUGGGAUCGGAGGCUUUCUCCAGCCUGUGGGGCUGAAAGGUUUGUGGAUCGGUAUGCUGGUGGCGGUGUGCGGGCACCUCUCCAUGUUCCUCGUGCUGCUUUCGCGCCUCAAUUGGCGCAACCUCGCCGAGCAGGUAAGGGCCCGCGAGGAGUCGCAGGAGAACGCGCCGGGAUCAAUCAGCCUCAUAGAGGUGGAGCGCCUGCUGCAGCUGCGGAAGGCGCAGGGCGUGGCCAAGUUCUCACGGCGAGGCCGCUGGCAGGCGCAGCUCGCGUCCGGGAGCUCCUUGCUCAGGCUGGGCCUGAAUGGCGUCUACGAGGCCAAGGACGAGCUGCCGGACUUUUGGUUCUUCCAGACCUGCAGGGAGUUUGGCUUCUACCAGACCUGCGAGGCCACAGGUGGCUGCAUGUUCGUGCGGGACCUCGCCAACGUCAGCUACUAUGCGGCAAAUUGCAUGAAGCUCUACAACAUCACACUUGGGGACGUCCAGUCCAACAUUGAUGGCACCAACUACCACUACGGUGGCCUUCUUCCGACUGGGACCAAGGGACAGCUUGGCAGGUGCGUGAUGUUCCCGAACGGCGAGGUGGAUCCUUGGUCCACUCGCAGUGUACUUCAAUCCCCUGGCAAGGAUCUGCCGACCUUGUACGUGUCCGGGGCCUCGCAUCACGCUUGGACAUGGCCCUCCCGGAAAGGGGACCAGGAGUCAGUGAUGGCGGCUCGCACCAAAAUUCGGGAGCAGGUGGAUGCGUUCUUUCAGAUGGACUGCGAUGAGGAUGCCCCACAAGGGCAGACGCCCCGGAGCCCCGUGCUGGCAGCCUAG
This is a messenger RNA of Effrenium voratum, 2052 nucleotides long. The record is from the annotation of a GenBank genome assembly. Lineage: Eukaryota; Dinophyceae; Suessiales; Symbiodiniaceae.